Messenger RNA from Tremella mesenterica DSM 1558, 2385 nucleotides. RefSeq lists its product as uncharacterized. Gene Ontology annotation, molecular function: FAD binding; oxidoreductase activity. Lineage: Eukaryota; Fungi; Basidiomycota; Tremellomycetes; Tremellales; Tremellaceae. The record is from RefSeq and is a predicted model, not a curated record. The transcript is spliced from 7 exons. Bases 223 to 2253 code for a protein of 676 amino acids.
CUCAUUUAAUUCACACACUCAUCUGCCCCUUUCUUCCCCACGUACCCUGCAUACCUGAAAUCACAUCUCCUCGUAUCACCCACCGUUCGGCUCUCGCUUCUCCUCCUGCUCCUGUCAUACCCACACCCGCCCGCCCUGGUCUCAAAAGACCGGGCUCGGCAUGAUAUCAUCCUUCUUCCCUCCGACGCCGACUGACUCAAUUCGACAUCUUCACUUCACACCAUGACAGGAUUUGUUUAUCCUUUUCAUUCCAAACCCCUCGUUGAGGUUAUCCAGGAGCAUGACAUCGUCGCUGGGCUUCAGAACGUCCUCUCGAACACCUCGGCGGAAGUGUGGGGUAGGGAGGAUGAGUCCUUCCACACUUCCGCUACAAUCUUCAACGGAGCCGUCAAGACUUUCGCGUCCGCUGUGGUCAGGCCUCGUGACGCUAGACAUGUUAGCGAAACCGUCAAAUUUUGCCGAGAAAAGGGAUUACAGCUGAGUGUAAAAGCAGGUGGAACGGGUGUCCAUGGUGGGAGUGUUGCAGGUCAUGUCAUUCUAGACCUCUGUCUCUUGAACGAUAUCAGUGUUGACCUCGUCGACACAUCUCUCCCGUUAUCUGAAACCAUCAGCUCUUCAUACAAACGACCUUCCAUCUGCACCACUUCAGGCGAGUCAUACAAACGCUCAGCAGAAGAAGAUGUCGACCACCCGUCUAGAUCUCGUCAGCGUAUAAAUAGUCGAGAUGGUUCAGCCUCAUCCGUUUCCCAACAUAGCGGAGACUCCGAUACAUCAACCUCCUGGACAAACCCGAACGUCAUCCGUAAUGGUAGUGGUUCUCGAUCUGAUUCAGGUUCUACUUCAACACCAACCACCUCCACCACAUCUUCCGACGUGCCGACACUGCCGCCUGUCCCUCAGCCGCGAAUGACCUACGUCAACCCAACUCCUACGACAACCAGUGCGUUUCCUUUCGUCGCAUCUUCCUUUGGGGGCGCUCCGUCCACGUCGGCCGUCGCCAUGUGGAAUUCAUUCGGACCACAACGUUUGGUGCUCAACACCAACCCGGAUCCUCCCCCACAUGUCAUUGUCACUUUUGGUGCUGGAGUUCGAUCAAAGCAGUUGGACGCAUACACUGCUGCCUCUCCCUAUGGUGCGUUUCAUGUUCCGACAUCCGCCUUUCCAGUGGGAUCUGGACAAUUCUUGACUGGCGGGUUCGGAUUUAUCGGUCGAAAACACGGUUUAGCGAUGGACAACCUCGUGGAAGCCGAAUUGGUUCUCGCGGAUGGGCGUAUAGUCUGGGUGGGGGAGGACACACAUUCCGGGGAAUGGCUUCCUGAUGAAGAUCCGCGAGACGUGUGGUAUGCUUUGCGUGGCGCGGGAUCGAUGUUGGGAGUCGUCACUCGGUUCAGGGCCAAGGCGUAUUAUCUUCCCUCGGUAUAUGCUGGAAACCUCAUUUACGCCUUUGACCGUCAAACAACGCCAGAUCUACUGCGUCAUUUGAGGGAUUGUAUCAAGGGAGCUCCCAGGACGGUUUAUUGUAAUAUCAUCAUCACCGCGGGACCGACAGAUAAUUCGUCCAUCGUGGCUAUCCAGCUUUGCUUCAGUGGAUCUAGGAGUGAGGGAGAGGUGUUCGUUCAGGCAAUAAGUAGUUGGGAUGGGGGACAAUCAAUUUUCCGUGAUUUCAGUGAGAGGACGUUUGAGCGUCAGCAGGUUGCAGUGGAGGAGAUAUUGAAGGGGGGUGCCGGCAGGAAGUGGUAUAUCAAAAGCGGAAUGCUCAACUCUCUCUCGGAUGAAGUUAUUGAAGAGACAUGUCAGCGAUUUGCUGCUGUUCCCGAUGGGUGUACCUGGCUGUUUGAAUAUACCGGUGGAGGAGCAGUUAAAGACGUCAAAGAUUCCUGUUGGCCAUUAUCUCAUCGUGAAUCGGCAUUUACCGUGGCCGCAUUACACCAAUGGGGCCAUUUCGAACCGGCCGCGUUAGAUAACAGCUGUGUCUUGACAGCGGAGGUGUGGAUAGAUGAGGUUAUAAUUCCUAACUCUCCUGGGGGUCCGUUGCCAUGUUUCCUUCAAUCUUCAGCCGAAGCAGACGUCAGGGGAACUUAUGGCUCUGCAUACGACAGACUAGUUUCCAUCAAACGACAAUACGACCCGACUGGAUUUUUUCGACACGUUUUGUGGCCCCAGACAGAAAUCAAAAGUCUGACCAACGGCAUGAACGGUAACUGCAAAGCCACGGACGAAUCAGGAGAAGGCCUUGGGGCGGAAAGCUUGUAAAGGGACGUAUGAUUGUUGGUCGGAUUUAGGUGUGGAGUAAUGGAAGAUGUAGAGAAGAUCUAGGUGCUAUGUGUGAAGAUUGCACAUUGAGUAAGUAUUUGAAACACGCAUGAAAUUCAGUUGCAUCCCGUU